UUGGAGGAAUUGAGUGUUUAUUUCGUCUGAUUCCAAGAAAAGUUCGCAGCUUGAUUUGUCAGCAAAUUAUCACAGACCCACGUCAUUUAGCAACAUUUCUUCUCAUCAAGGACAGUAAUUUUGAAACUGACUGUAGAACAUUUUUAAACAAUUUGAAUUCUUCAUUAGGAGAAAGAAAAAGGGUAAUGUCUAUACCAUGUAUCAGUGUACAGUUAGGAAGCAGAUCACUUCAGAAACCUUCUGAUCAAGGCUACAAUGAAUUUUGGGUUGAUUUUAAUUAUGGAAGUCAGAGAAUAACAGUAUUUUGUGAGCAGGAUUCACUGCUGCAGUGCUCACAGGCAGAAGAAGAUGACUUAUGGGAGACUGUCAGUAUUUUACGUACCGAUAUUAAUUCUUACACAUUUACAGAGUCCAAUCAUACUGUGUGUGGUAUAUUUGAAUUGACAGCAGAUGUCACUGAGGUUUUCUCUCAGAUGAGGAAUAUUGAAGGAAAUAAAUUAAUUAUAGUUGCUGAUCAGGCUUAUAACUUGCCAUCAGCGGUUAAUAAAACUGUGAGUCAGUUUGAAAAGUCUGGGAGGAAAGCCUCAGCAGUAUGUAAACCAUUGGAUAUCAAGUUAUCUGAUUCAAGUCUCCCUAAACCACAGAAACCAUCAAACAUUGAUCCAGAGGUAGUUGCUAGCAGUCAAAUGAGUGUUGCUUCAAAUGGAGUUGAUGGAACACAGAGACGGCAUAAAGUAUCUGUACCCUUUUUACCAAUGUCAACCCCAGCUAGUACUAUAUCCAUCAAAGAGACUCUUAAAUCAAGAGAAAAGAUGCCAGCAGAGUCAGAGCUCAGAAUUCAGAAUGUAAAAACCAACAUUGCUCUGGCUACAGUUAAACCAAACUCAUCAAGCAUGUAUUCUCCAAGAACACCUAUUGUAAACCAAAAUCUAUCCAAGAAAAGGGUUAAAACUCCUAUCGUUGUAUUGGAACCAGAUAAAAAAGUGAAAGAAAAAACUACCAAGACAUCAGAUGAUUUUAGCCAUGAUGCCAACAAAGAAAAUCUACCUCCAAAAGAAUAUGAUGAUGUCAUCAUCCCGGACUCCUUACCUUCACAGUCUAUGAAAUGUCAUGAGAAAAAACAAAACAUCAGGAAGUUAAGAGAAGUUGAUAGUGGUAUAUGUCUUGUUGAACCUGAUCAGUUAGAUAAGUCAGUCAGAGAUAUACAUGUGAAACAGGUACCAACUAUUGCUGAUAAACAAGUAAAUCCUAAACAAAGAGUCACCAGAUCUCAACUGAUGUCUGUGGCAGAAGCAACUAAACUCUGUAUGGAAUCAGAUGACAAUAUAAGUGAUCUAUCAUCAGAAAUAGCUGGUGUUGAAGAAGACAAAUCAUUAGAAAUCAUUCUAGAGGAAAAUGUCAAUAAGGCUUCUCUAGAAACAAGGAAUACAGAAUGUCUAGCUCAAAAUCCAAAGAGUUUAUUGCCGAAGCAGAACAAAUUUAGUCCAAUCAUGUCAAACAAAAGCUAUAAUUACAAACAUUGUGAAGAACAGGAAGUAAGAUCUCACCCUAAACAAUCUUUUUCUAAUGAAACUUACAAAAAGAACCCACAAAAAUGUGAAAAUCCAAUUUCUAAGAAAUGCCAUGAUUCUUUAGAUUCAAAUAAAACUAAAUAUGGAAAAGGUAAAUUAAUUGCCAAUUCAAAAUGCAACACAGAUCAAUCUAAGAAUAACACAGGUAACAAAAAUUCUGUUCUGUCAAAUAAUUCUAAUGUUAAAACCGAUUCAAGGAAAAAUGAUAAAAGCGGUGCUACACUGUCAAAUUUGAGUGACUAUUCAACCAAGCCUGUAUAUGGAAAGGGGAAGAGCAUUUCUAGUUUUUCGAGUCCUUCAAGGACUGUAAGUGAAGCUGAAUUAGAGAGUAAUUCAACUAAUAUUACUAACACUAAAUAUGCAAAAGGAAAAACAUUGUACCAUUUUGAUAAACCAUUGUGUGACACUCCAGCUUCUGUAAAACAACCCUUGAGAUAUUCUCUUAACAUUUCAAAAGGUAGAAAAACUGGUUCCAAAUUAUUGACACAAGUGAAUAAAAGUAAAUCAGAGAAUGAUAUAAAUUUAGAUGAUGUAAAUUCCAGCCAAUAUAGGAGAACUACCAGACUACAAUCGAAAAGUACUAAAAAGGAUAUUGAUUUAGACUCUGAACAAAAAAAACCACAGGCAGUGAAAAUUAAAAAAGCAGAAAAGGAGACAGAAGUUCAAAAUAUAAAACAAACUGAAUUCAAGGCACAAAAUGAAAAUAAAAGAAAUUACAAAAAUAAGGCAGGAACAUCAAAAACUGUUGAUCAGAGCUCUACACGGUCAUUGCGCAGGCGUAAAGCAGAAGAAAAUACAUCAAUUCAACAGGAUGUAAGCCUGUUUAGAAGCCAAAGUGCCGAAAGUAUCCACAGGGAAAGUCCAAAGAAAGUAUUAAGAAAGGAAAACCGUCAGACACACUCCACCCAAAUGAGCUCAACUAAAAAAGCUUUCUUUUUUGAAACUAGAACUGUGGUGACAAACUCUUAUAGAAGUUCAAAUUUUGUAGAAAGAAAUGAAAGUAAACAAAUUGAUGAAGAUCCAUAUAAUUUUGAUGAUGCCUUUUCUGACUCUCAAAAUACACUUCCUAUCAAUAAAUCCAAAAGUGAGAAAAAUAAAUUUUUCAAAGGUAGACAGAAGGAAGAUGAUACAAACAGAAAAAAUGACUCUUGUGUUAUGAAAAAGAAAAGUAGUGACAAAACUGAAAGUGAAGAACAAUCUUUGUGGCGACAUCAGAAAAAUAAUGCAAAACCAUAUACAGGAUUUUCUGAUGAUGAAGAUGAAAGUACAGAACAAAAAUUUAAAAAUAAAACAAAAACAAAAUCAUUGAAUGAAAGUGUGACUAUGGACAUUGGAUCUAUUCAGUCAAGUAAAUCACUUCCAAAUUUGAUGAGAAGUGUGAAUGUAAGUGCUGCAGAUUUACAAGUAUCUCGUGCUCCACGUUCUGCUAAAACAAAUCAAACUUAUUACAUCAGUUCUAAUUCCAAUAGCCCCUUGCAGGAAAAUCUCCCUGCAAAAAACAAAGAUGUUCAUAAAGAUACCACUUCUAAACAUAAACAAAACACAUUGCUAUUAGAUGAAACACAAAAGAAACAGGAUUCUGAUCAGUUUACAAUAUUCAACAGAGAUUCGUGGGGAAAGAAAAAAUCAGUUGAGAAAACACCAAGAUUUGAUCUAAAUCUGUCUAAAUCUACUUUACCAACACCAGUAACAUGUCAUGCCUCUAAUAAAGAUGAUAAAAAUAAAACAGGAGCCGUUGAAACAUUUACUGCUAUGUGCACUGGCUUGAUAUUAGAUUCUAAACAGAGAGAUAGAAUGAAAUUAAAAUCAAAUGAGUCCAAACAAUGCAGUUUCAAGUCAUGUGAAACAUUAAAAAAUGAUGAUAUUUCCAGUAGAAAAUCGAUAGAUGGAAGGUCUGAAGUAAGUUGGCUGGAGAAAAAAUCAUCAGGAAAAAGAAAGAAAUUUAAGAAAACAUACCAUAAAGAUAGAUCUAUUGACAAACACAAACAACAAGUCAACAGACAUAGAAACAAAGAAUUAGAAUCAUCAGAAGAACAAGCUGAAACCUCAGAAGAAGAGGAGGAAGUCUCUGUUACAAAGCUGAUUUCAAAUAUGAAAAACAUUUGUAAAGGAAAAGAAACACCAAAAAUUGUGCCUGUGAUCACAUCAAAUAUAAGUAAUUCCAUUACUUCUAAAACAGGUAUUUCCAAGUUUAAGGAUUCAAGUUCUACACCAAAGAUUACCAGUAAAGAAACACCCAUGAUUAGGAAUACAGAUACACGUACACCAAGGAGUGUUAUUCAAGCUUUCAGAAAGGAGAUGAGCCCCCAAGUCACUAGAACACCCCUUACACCCGGUCUGCCUUCUCUUUGUAUAGUUUCAGAAGAUGCUGCAACAGCUCCAAACUUUGUCCAAUUAAAGAAACACAGAAACAAAUCACAAAAGAAACAAUAUCAGGAGAGUGAUGAAGAUGAUAAGAUUAAUAUAGAAGAUGCUAGUCAACCGAUUUCCAUGAUAGAUAGUCAACCUACUAUUACAAGUCAAAGUACAUCAUCUGAACCACAUAUAGAACCUACAUCAACACAGAUACUCUCACUAGAAGAACUCUUAAAGAUGGCUACACCUAAACAUAUCCAGGUACAUAUUUUAUGA
Patella vulgata (common limpet) is the source of this 4202-nucleotide messenger RNA. RefSeq names its product synaptonemal complex protein 2. The coding region runs from base 186 to 4202 and encodes 1338 amino acids. The record is from RefSeq and is a predicted model, not a curated record. NCBI's taxonomy places the organism in Eukaryota, Metazoa, Mollusca, Gastropoda, Patellidae. The transcript is spliced from 18 exons.